AUGCUUCAAAAGUGUGAGGAAACGAAAAAGUUUGCCGUGGUGGAAUUCCUCAAUGAAAACACUGUGGAGGCUGUCCCGUUGUCAUGGGUCAUCGAGGAUAAGCGAGGCAGGCAGCUAUGCUACUGGCCUGACAACAUGUCCGGAGUGGAAAUAAAAAAUUAUGUGAAAGUGUCUCACAUUCCUGAUGGAAGCUGGCCCCGCUACACUGUAAAGAUUUUGGCAAGAUGCAACACCUACAAAAAGGCAAAAAGGAAAGCAGGUGAGGCCGAGACUCCUUCCUGUCUUGAGACAACAGAUGCUGGCGAACCUGAUGACGAAGUAGCAGCCGGCGGAUCUCAAGACAGUAACGCUCCCAGCAGCACACACGGUAGAGAGACUUUGCCAGCCCCCCUUCCAGGUCGUUUUGGCAGAGCAUCCUCUCAAGGCUCAAUUCGGGCAGAUCAUCCCCUGGAGCCAAGCAAACAGCAGAUGAGGACGGAGCCACAGCAUGUGACAUCCCAGCAGGGGCUACUGGACUCUUGUGAUGAGAGCUCGGCGUCAGCAGAGGUGCUGGAGCACACUAUCACUCCCUCUGAAACCCAUCUGCUCAAGAUCGUCCUAGAGGUCCGUGCUCAAAACAAGCACAUUGAGCAACAGAACAGGGAGCUUUUGGCCACGGUAGGGCAAGUGCUCCGGCACCUGGUUGCUGUAGAACAGUGUCAGGAAGCAAGGCUAGAGGAACAGGCCAGACCCGAUGUACCCGAGCUCUUCGAGAUGUCAAUCUCUACAAUGGAGGAGUUUUGGGCUGUUGAUAAGCGCCUCAGGAACGCCACAGACCAGGGCACUGCUGGUAUUUAUGAGGGGCAGCUGCUUUCCCUGGGCGAGAGCACCUCUCUCCCGAAGGUCAUCCAAGACAUGGUGGGGCGGCUGCUGUCCAAGGGGGUGCAGGAUAAAUUCUCACUCCUUGGACAGCGGUCUAAGCUCUCGUUCAAGAGCACCAACAUGUGUGGUGUUAUCAUUGGUGCAAUACGAGCCCGACUGCCGUCAUGUGUUGUGGAGGCAGCGGAAAAGAAGCUAAGCCGGUACCUUUCGGGGGCACCUGACAGAGAAGGUGGCAGGGCCAGGAGGGUCCAGAAAAAGUCCCUGUCUGAGGAGGUUCAAGAAGCUCCUGCGUCCUUGGCCCCCUCCCUUGACGAGGAGCUGGACACCCUUCCCGAGGUUCCCGACCAGCAGUUUGAGUGAAUAAACACCCCUG
Messenger RNA from Ixodes scapularis (black-legged tick), 1234 nucleotides. RefSeq lists its product as uncharacterized. The record is from RefSeq and is a predicted model, not a curated record. NCBI's taxonomy places the organism in Eukaryota, Metazoa, Arthropoda, Arachnida, Ixodida, Ixodidae. The transcript is spliced from 10 exons. The coding region runs from base 1 to 1221 and encodes 406 amino acids.